Molecule: messenger RNA, 5421 nt
Organism: Cyclospora cayetanensis
Lineage: Eukaryota; Apicomplexa; Conoidasida; Eucoccidiorida; Eimeriidae
Product: proline-rich protein 36-like
Exons: 2
Coding region: 1-5421 (1806 amino acids)
Source: RefSeq, a predicted model, not a curated record
AUGAAGUCUUCCGGUGAGCCUACCCGACUGGCCAAAGAGCGUAGAUCGGAGGCUCCAGGAAACGGGUUAAUGCUAGAGGAAGACAAGCAGCAGCAGCCAGUUCUAGGGCCACCAAAGUUUCUUGAAGGAUUAUCUACAGAUACUGUUGGCAAGCCGCUUCCGCCGAGACGGGCUCCUGCAUUCGCUCAAGGUACACAGUAUCCCCCUAAGCUUCCUCAGGAGGGCCUCACAGCAGGCCUACCUUUGAAACCUUCUAUAGAGGGCGGCAAGACAAGGCCAACACCAAAGCCUCUUUCCGAGAGCGGCAACACCGGGUCACCAAAGAAGUCUUGUUCAGAAAACGGCGAGACAGAGCCAUGGCCUAUGCUUCCCUCUGAGGGCCUCAUUACAACAGAGGCUCCCAGUCCUACCUUUGAGGGCUCAAAGAUGGGACGUUCCGAACUUGGGAGUACGGGACCUUCAGCAGUGAAGAGCAGCGUUCCGAAGGCUUCCGGUAGCCCACUGGUAAGGAUAAAAUCAGCGUCUUCAAAAUGGAGCUGUGGAAUAUCUCUGGAAGCAGAUGCAGAGUGCACCACGCUUCUUCCUAAGACCACCGAUGUCCAUGAAGAGGGAACUUUCACAUCAACGCCUUCUGAGUGUCGAAGCGUCACUAAAGAGGUCUUUCACCACCCUUGCGCGAGGAGCCCCCCACCAGCAAAAAUGGAGGCCUCUCCUAGUGGGGAUCUUUGUGCUGCUGCACUGGUGUCUCCAACAGGUGUAGUGGGCUCUUCAGAUCGCGUUCCCAAAGGGGCUCAGGGACUUACAAUGGAAGCUCAAGGUUCACAUCCUCCUGAUGUGAAAAAGCCUGCGCUAGUUGAGCGGGGUCACCGUAUAGCAGCCACUGUAGCCCCAUUGCUGGAUGGAGUAGAAUGCGCAAAAUUCUCAGUGGGUUCCCUCAGAGAAGGGGUGGACGACCCUGAAGGCUUUACUGAGCCUUGUGAUAUUCUCGCCAAAGCGACCCGUAGCAAGGAAGCAGAGGAUAACCUGCCUGAAGCACUUUCACAGAAGAUGAGAAUCGUAGGAGAAGCAGACGCAGGUGCGACAGCAGCGGCAGUCGGGCGGCCAACACCACUAACAGAAGCAACGACGACACUAGAACAGGGCGGCCCCUCAAAGACCCCCAAAUCUGCGCCUCCUGUUUCCACAAGUCGCCUCAUGGGCUCAGCGGCUGUUGCCUUCCAGUCAGGUGUAACAGACACAAAGGCCCUCGUAGCAAGAAGGCAGGCAACUGUUGCCACAGCUGCAUGUGCGCCAGCCCUUGAGUAUGUUGCACGGGAUGAACGCCAAACCCCAGAUACAUCUCAGACUACGAAUACAACGGCACCUUCACACCAAGGAAAACAACAACGCACACAAAAUACACAGACCGCAGACACACCCCCAGACGAGACACUCUCGACCCAAGCGAAGCCCCAGCACACCCUCUAUUCACAUACCCAAACGUCCCCAUCGAUGGUGCCACCACCAAAGCCAGCUGCUGCAUCUGCACCAGUGGACCCUCCACCUAAGGCGGAGCCCUUCAAUUCCUCUCCGCAAAUUCAACCGCCUCCCACUGGCCCUACACCAAAGCCAGCUGCUGCAUCUGCACCAGUGGGCCCUCCACCUAAGGCGGAGCCUUUCAAUUCCUCUCCGCAAAUUCAACCGCCUCCCACUGGCCCUACACCAAAGCCAGCUGCUGCAUCUGCACCAGUGGGCCCUCCGCCUAAGGCGGAGCCUUUCAAUUCCUCUCCGCAAAUUCAACCGCCUCCCACUGGCCCUACACCAAAGCCAGCUGCUGCAUCUGCACCAGUGGGCCCUCCACCUAAGGCGGAGCCUUUCAAUUCCUCUCCGCAAACUCAACGGCCUCCCAAUGACCUUCCACCAAAGCCAGCUGCUGCAUCUCCACCGGUGGGCCCUUCACCAAAGGCCGGGCCUUCCAAGUCCUCUACGGAAAUUCAACGGCCUCCCAAUGACCCUCCAUCAAAGCCAGCUGCUGCAUCUCCACCAGUGGGCACUCCACCUAAGACCGGGCCUUCCACGUCCUCUGCAGCACCAGAGCACCCUCUUACUGGCCCUCCACCAAAUCCAGCUGCUUCGUCUCCACCAGUGGGUCCUCCACCUAAGGCGGGGCCUUCCACGUCCCCUACCGAAGCACAACAGCGGCCCACUGGCCCUCAUCCAAAGCCAGCUGCUUCAUCUCCACCAGUGGGGCCUCCACCUAAGACCGGGCCUUCCAAGUCCUCUACGGAAGCUCAACCGCCGCCCACUGGCCUUACACCAAAGCCAGCUGCUUCAUCUCCACCAGUUGGUCCUCCACCCAAGGCCGGGCCUCCCACAUCCUCUCAGCAAAUUCAACAGCCGCCUACUGGCCCUCCACCAAAGCCAGCUGCUGCAUCUCCACCGGUGGGCCCUCCACCUAAGGCGGGGACUUCCAAGUCCUCUACGGAAGCACAACUGCCGCCCACUGGCCGUCCUCCAAAACCACCUGCUGCAUCUCCACCAGUGGGGCCUCCACCUAAGACCGGGCCUCCCACAACCUCUCAGCAAACUCAACAGCCUCCCACUGGCCCUCCACCUAAAGCCGGGCCUCCCACGUCCUCUACGGAAGCACAACAGCCUCCCACUGGCCCUACACCAACUCCAGCUGCUUCAUCUCCACCAGUGCAGCCUCCACCAAAGGCCGGGCCUUCCAAGUCCCCUGCAGCACCAAAGCAGCCUCCCACUGGCCCUACACCAAAACCGGCUGCUGCAUCUGCACCAGAUGGUCCUCCACCUAAGGCCGGGCCUUCCAAUUCCUCUACGGAAACUCAACCGCCUCCCACUGGCCCUACACCAAAGCCAGCUGCUGCAUCUCCACCGGUGGGCCCUCCACCUAAGACCGGGCCUUCCACGUCCUCUACGGAAACUCAACGGCCUCUCACUGAGCUUCCAGCAAAACCAGCUGCUUCAUCUUCACCGGUGGGGCCUCCACCAAAGGCGGGGACUUCCAAGUCCUCUACGGAAAUUCAACGGCCUCUCAAUGACCUUCCACCAAAGCCAGCUGCUUCAUCUCCACCAGUUGGCCCCCCACCUAAACCCGGGCUUCCCACGUCCUCUACGGAAACACAACAGCCUCCCACUGGCCCUCCACCAAAGCCGGCUGCUGCAUCUCCACCAGUGGGUCCUCCUCCCAAGGGGGGGCUUCCCACGUCCUCUACGGAAACACAACAGCCUUUCGCUGGCCCUACACCAAAGCCAGCUGCUUCAUCUCCGCCAGUGCAGCCUCUACCAAAGGCGGGGACUUCCAAGUCCUCUACGGAAACUCAACCGCCUCCCAAUGACCUUCCACCAAAGCCAGCUGCUUCAUCUUCACCGUUGGACCCUUCACCUAAAGCCGGGACUUCCAAGUCCUCUACGGAAGCACAACUGCCGCCUACUGGUUCUCCGCCAAAGCCAGCUGCUGCAUCUCCACCAGUGGGCCCUCCACCUAAGACCUGGCCUUCCAAGUCCUCUCCGCAAACUCAACAGCCGCCUACUGCCCCUACACCAGAGCCAGCUACUGCACCUCCACCAGUGAAGCCUCCACCCAAGGCCGGGCCUCCCACGACCUUCAUAGAAACACAACAGCCGCCUACUGGCCCUCCAGCAAAGCUAACUGCUUCAUCUUCACCGGUGGGCCCUCCACCUAAACCCGGGACUCCGACAACCUCUCAGCAAACUCAACAGCCACCCACUGGACCUCCACCGAAGCCAGCUGCUGUACCUCCACCACUGGGCCCUCCACCUAAGGCGGGGCCUUCCACGUCCCCUGCAGCACCACAACAGCCGCCUACUGGCCUUCCACCUAAGCCAGCUGCUUCAUCUCCACCAGUGCAGCCUCCACCAAAGGCGGGGACUUCCAAGUCCUCUACGGAAACUCAACCGCCUCCCAUUGGCCUUCCACCAAAGCCAGCUGCUGCAUCUCCACCGGUGGGACCUCCACCCAAGGCCGGGCUUCCCACGUCCUCUCCGCAAACUCAACAGCCUCUCACUGGCCCUCCACUAAUGCCAGCUGCUUCAUCUGCACCAGUGGGCCCUCCACCUAAAGCCGGGCCUUCCAAGUCCCCUGCAGCACCAAAGCAGCCUCCCACUGGCCCUCCACCAAAGCCAGCUGCUGCAUCUCCACCAGUGGGCCCUCCACCUAAGGCGGGGACUUCCAAGUCCUCUACGGAAACUCAACCGCCUCUCACUGGCCCUACACCCAAGCCAUCUCCUCCAUCUCCGCCAGUGCAGCCUCCACCAAAGGCGGAGCCUUCCAAUUUCUCUACGGAAACUCAACAGCUACCCACUGCCCCUACACCAAAGCCAGCUGCCUCAUCUCCACCAGUGGAGCCUCCACCUAAACCCGGGCCUCCCACGUCCUUCAUAGAAACACAACAGCCGCCUACUGGCCCUCCACCAAAGCCAUCACCUUCAUCUCCACCAGUGGGGCCUCCACCUAAGGUGGAGCCUUCCAAUUUCUCUACGGAAACUCAACUGCCGCCUACUGGCCCUACACCAAAUCCAGCUGCUGCAUCUCCACCAGUGGGCCCUCCAUCCAAGGCCGGGCCUUCCAAGACCCCUCCGGAAACACAACUGCCUCCCACUGGCCCUCCACCAAAAGCAUUUGCUGGGUCUCCACCAGUGGGGCCUCCACCGAAGGCCGUGCCUUCCCAGUCCGCACCAGAGCAGCCUGCCACUGGCCCUCCACCAAAGCCAGCUGCUGUACUUCCACCAGUGGGGCCUCCACCUAAACCCGGGCCUCCCACGUCAUCUACGGAAACACAACUGCCUGCCACUGGCCCUCCACCAAAACCAUCUGCUUCGUCUCCACCAGUGGGCCCUCCACCUAAAGCUGGGCCUUCUAAGGGCUCUGCGGAAACUCCACAGCCGCCCACUGGCCCUCCACCAAAGGCAUUUGCUGGGUCUUCACCAAUGGGCCCUCCACCGAAGACCGGGCCUUCCGAUUCCUCUCCAGGAAUACAAAAACCUCCCACUGGCCCUCCACCGAAACCAGCUGCUUUAUCUCCAUCAAUGGGCACUCCACGCAAGGCCGGGCCUCCCAAGUCCUCUGCAGCACAACAGCCUCCCACUGGACCUCCACCAAAGCCUUCUGCUGCAUCCCCACUACCUUUUGCUUCAACUCCACCGGUGGGCACUCCACCCAAGGCCAGGCCUUCGGAGUGCUCUCCGGAAACACAACAGCCGCCCACUGGUCCUCCACCUAAGGCCGGGCCUUCCAAUUCUUAUGCAAAACCACCUCAGCCUCCCACUGGCCCUCCACCAAAGCCAUCUGAUGCAACUGCGCCAGUGGGCCCUCCACCAAAGGCAGGCCUCCGAAGUCCUCCCCGGAGCCACAGCGUUCUCGCAUCCCCCCUGCCAAAGGUAUUCGCUGCAUUUUCAUGA